AUGGGUGCAGGCGAACUGCCUCAGGGCUGCCGAUCGAGGCCACUUUGUCAGCUGGGUACCGACUUCACAGAAGUCGUGGAGAAAUCGGCGGGUGCUCCUCUCGGGCGACUGGGAGUCGCCUUCGGGACAGCCUGUCCGAUUUCGCAUUCCUACAACCUUCCAGAUGGCCGGUAG
This is a messenger RNA of Prunus armeniaca (apricot), 174 nucleotides long. The record is from the annotation of a GenBank genome assembly. Lineage: Eukaryota; Viridiplantae; Streptophyta; Magnoliopsida; Rosales; Rosaceae.